GGUUUAAAUAAGGGGAGGGGGGGAGCAAAACUCCAGGGCAUUAGCCCCGCCCACGUCUGAUCUGAUAACACUAACGGUAGAACAGAUCAUAAGUCAUUUCAUUCAAACAGCUGAGACGUUACUCGUAAAAAAUGCUGCGUUUAUUCUGUCUAUAUUUCUCAUUUUUCUGCGCCAUCAGUUUAUCUGAGACUGACUCCAAGUCUUUACCCAGGAUGGUGUUUAAAGGAACGGAAAAUGGGUCUGUUUUUAAAAGGUUUCCUUUGCAAGGACAUAAAAAACCAGUGAAGAUCAUCGCAGACACACAACCAGGCAUCAUUACGUCUGUGGGACAAAAACACCUGACCUUUUUCAACUUCCAGAGCUCUGAGAAGACUCCUCCAGAACAGAAGGUGGUGUGGGAGGAAUGCAAAGAUAAAGGAUGUGAAUACAACAUCAGUGUGGUUCAGAGGAACGGAAGAGGGUCGACAUUUCUGUGUGGAAGCAGCCGUGUGGAAACCAAGUGCUGUGAGAUGGAUUUAACAGCUAAUCCUGCAGAAGCCCGAUGUUAUCCUUCUGAGAGACUCCAACACAUUACACAAUGCAUCAAGAGAUUCAUCACAAAGGAAGGGGAACAUUCGCUCUUUGUUGAGUCUGGAAAUCACACCAGUCUUUACAUGACCUCCUCUGGGAAUGGGGAGAACGUCGGCAUUCACCGCUUUGGGAGUCAAAGGCUUGCACCCCAGAGUCACAAUAAAGAGCAGCAUUUCGUGGGUCUGAUGCUCAGCAGCAGAGAAGACUCCCUUCAGAACAGAAUGUACGCCUUCUACAAGCAGAGAAACCAAGACGCAGACCUUUACAGUGAUGAGUGGAUCCCCUUUGUGAGCCAGAUUUGCCUGGCAGACAUCGGUGGCCAGAAGAACCUCCUGCAGAAUAAGUGGACCUCCCAGAUGAAUGCUCGGCUCUUCUGUGGAGAUCCAGAGAAAAAACUUCAUUUCUCUGAACUGGUGCAUGUGGCCACUGUGGAUGCAGACAGAUGGGAGGAAAGCAAAGUUUAUGCUCUCUUCAGGAAUGAAUGGGGUGUGAGUGCCGUGUGCAUGUACACAGUAGCAGACAUUCAUGAAGUCUUCAUGAAGUCCAGUUUUAAAGAACCCAAAUCAGAAAGCAAACUGAACAGGCCUCGGGAGUGUGUUCUUGACAGUUCUAAGCUGGAUGGAGAAAUCCUAAAUAACAUAAAGGAGUUGUCAGAGAUGGAGCAAUGGGUGAAGCCUGUGAAAAACUCUCUCCCACUUCUGGUGUAUCGUCACCAUUACACUGGGAUCUAUGUGGACGCUUCCCAGCACAGUGGCAACAGUCCCUACACGGUUAUUUUCCUGUCUUUAGCUAAUGGUGGGAUUCACAAGGUGCUGCAGACUGAAAACGACACCUUUCUCAUUUCUGAGUACCGACCCUUUGACAAUCACACCCACAUUGGCGGCUUCUUCCUCCACCCCCCCUCGAAGAAGCUGUACGUGAGCUCAAGCAAAGAAGUGGUUGAGGUGGAUGUGGUGAACUGUGAGCAUUAUGGAAACAGCUGUGAGGACUGCGUCCUGUCCAGAGAUCCUUACUGCGGCUGGAACAACAACCGCUGCACUGCAGAGACACGAGACCCUCAACAGAAAAUGAUCUCAGGAAACUACAAAGGAUGCUCGCGGAGAUCGAGGUCUGCUCGCCUCGCAUCAGAAAAAGAGGACAUCAGCAAGGUCGUUCUUCCCUCUGGGUCCAGAUAUUUCCUGCAAUGUCCCGUGUCUUCCCUCCAUGCUGAGUACACCUGGGUGACCCCCAACUCCAGGAAGUCCUGCAGCCCAAAGGAAGACCAGUGUCUGCUGCUGAUCAAAAGCAUGAGCUCCCAGUAUGACGGAGAUUAUGAAUGCAGGUCAGAGGAGAUGGGCUACAGUAAAGUGGUGGUACAGUACCAGCUGAGGAGCACGGCGCCGGGCCGGACAGUGGCGACCGGGUUUGUGUGGGUUUGUGUGGCUGCUGCACUGAUGGGGAGCUUCAGCUGGUGAUGAUCUCCAGCACUAUGGGGAAAAAAGUCAGAUUUUAAAAAUAUAAAUGUAAACAAAACAAAGUAACUCUGCCAAAGUGAGUGGAUCACUUAGCCAGUCCCAAGCCUGGAUAAAAGAGGAGGAAUUAUUUUGUUUACCGUAUUAUUCGGAAUUUAAGUUGCAUAGUUUGGCCAAAGAUGUAACUUAUACUCAGGAGCAACUUAUUUGUGAUUUUGCAAAACAUAAAUAUUGUCUCAUAAAUUAGUUAUUUUGCCACUAACUACUUACUGAUAGCAGUAGGUAGUUUGCUACUGAUAGCAGCGCAGAAGAAGAAGCUCCGUCCAAAACAAACAUGCAAGACAAUCUGAUCAUUUUCCUGAACUUAAUAAUUUUCUCAUUUGCAUCGAGACAUCAUCAUUGUUUGUUACUUUUUUUUUUUUAUCUUUCCUUGGACGUAUUAGUCAGUUAGUCAUCAAACUGGGUCCCAGAGAUGCAGAAGUGCCGCUGAAAGCGGUGGCACCUUUUUAACAGUGAAGCCAGACACAGAGACGAGUUUAUCGAUGCUUUUAUGGAGCUCUUCAAAAUAAUAACCUGAUCUCUCUACGUCAUUAGCGUCUUCCGUCCAUCAAUGACAUAAACCUUCAAUGCUUCCAUGUAGCGAUCAGGCUAAAAACGACGGUAGCUCCUCCCACACGCGUCUGGGGCGUCUACCUUAUGAACACAUUUUUGGACAAGCAUUGAGGAUCGAGUUUGAUGGACAUCAAGAGAAUCGUGUUUGGUGUACAAUGAAGCAGUGUUACGCCAGUAUUAUGCACUUCUCGGAGAAAAGUGCGAUGAUUCUGAACAAAUCCGGCAACUUAUAAUCUGGAGCGAUUUAUACUUUGAAAAAUAUUUUUGUAUAAUAUAUUUUUUUGCCAUUUGGAGACUUUUCUGACCGGGAUGUUGUUGACGCUGCUGCCCUCUAGUGGUCACAGAUUACAGUACAGCCCAGUCAGUUAAAAGCAAGAUUACUGUCAUGAAUUUACUGAAAAAAUGUUUGUUUUUUACUCUGAAGCUGUCACAUUGUUGCUGCAAAUCUAAAGCAGAAAUGAAUCUUCUUACCUGCUCUAUUCUCAGUUACAUCACAUUACAGCCCGGCACCUGUCAGUCAAAAUAAGGUCUUUUUUCUUAUAGUUUCUCGCCCCAAACAUCACAAUUUCAGCAGGAAUCUGAGGCGCUCUGCAGUGCAGCAGCCAGACAUUUCGCUGUGAACUGCAGUUCUGGUUGAUGCAGUUUGAAAUCAAUUUGUUUGUGCUUUGCAAAUGUUUGUGUUGUUGAUAUACUAAUGUGAUGCAUAACCUGAUAAUUUUUGAAAAAGAAAGUCACAGACUACCUCACUACCACAUCCAGCUCAGGUUUUUAUGCUCUUGAAUGAUUUUUGCAUCAUGCGGUGUCAUAAAGUUGCACUUUAACUUGUCUUUUUUCAUGUGACUGAAUGCUUGAACAUCCUGAUUGUACCAACGUUUCCCAUGAAGUAAAUGAUUUCUUAUGAUUUCUUUUGAAGUACAUGAAUCAGAAUGAAAAACAAAGUAAAUAACUUAACCAAAGAAAAUUGUUUCCUGAGCUUUAAUGUGAAAUAGCUAUAUUUUUGGUCAGCUGUUGGCAAUAAUGUACAUAUGUCAUGUGUUUUACUGGAACUUUAGCCAUGUCAAAUGCUUAGUUUGAACAGUUUUUAUCACUUCAUUAAAUUUGUGUAAAGCUU
Messenger RNA from Oryzias latipes (Japanese medaka), 3744 nucleotides. RefSeq names its product semaphorin-7A. Gene Ontology annotation, biological process: axon guidance; positive regulation of cell migration; ossification involved in bone maturation. Gene Ontology annotation, cellular component: plasma membrane. Gene Ontology annotation, molecular function: semaphorin receptor binding; chemorepellent activity. The record is from RefSeq and is a predicted model, not a curated record. NCBI's taxonomy places the organism in Eukaryota, Metazoa, Chordata, Actinopteri, Beloniformes, Adrianichthyidae.